AUGUUCGCCCCAAGGAACACCUUGCUGGAGGAGAAAAAGCGUCUAGAAUCGGCUAUGAUGCAUCGCGACGAGGAGUUGGAGGAAGCGCAGACGGCCCGUGAAGAGGCGGAGGAUCGCUACAAACGCACUCUUAGUCUGCUUGAACAGGCUCAGGUCGACUUGGGUUUGGAGCGCACCAACGCGCAACGCAUUGAAACUCAACGCGCUACCUUCGAGAAGCAGAUUAAGGAAUUGCGUGAGAAGCUGGCCGAGCAGGAGCGUGACAGUGGCAAGCGACUGAAGCUUCAGGUUGCAACGAUGGAGGAACGUCUGGCUGCAAUGGACGAGCAAUUAGAGAAUGAAAACAAGGAACGACAGAAUGCCAAUCGUGCUGCUCGUCGUUUGGAUAAGCGUCUCAAAGAGGUUUCGCUGCAGCUGGAAGAGGAGAAAGCAUACGUGGUACAACUGAAAGACCAGCUGGAGAAGACGCAGACAGCCUGCAAGCGAAACAAGCAGAACCUGGAAGCAAUGGAGGACGAAGCAAGCAAUUUGAGAACGCAGAAGCGUCGUAUCCAACGUGACCUAGAAGAGACCACUGAGCAAAAGGAGGCUUUUGAGCGCGAGCUCCAAAUGCUGCGUGCAAAACUUAACCGUGGCACGCGUAGCGCCCACAGGGGAUCAACUGGUACCUCCCGUCCCUCAACUCGGACAGGUGGAGGCACCCCUGAGGACGCCCAAUCUGGUGCUGAUGUUGAUGUCUCGGGAUCCAACGAGGGCACCCUCAACGAGACUACCAACUCCACUACUAAAAAUAAUUCCACAAAAUCGCCUUGA
Molecule: messenger RNA, 813 nt
Organism: Hydatigera taeniaeformis
Lineage: Eukaryota; Metazoa; Platyhelminthes; Cestoda; Cyclophyllidea; Taeniidae
Source: the annotation of a GenBank genome assembly